Messenger RNA from Oncorhynchus masou masou (cherry salmon), 6141 nucleotides. Its product is annotated as beta-1,3-N-acetylglucosaminyltransferase manic fringe-like. The record is from RefSeq and is a predicted model, not a curated record. Lineage: Eukaryota; Metazoa; Chordata; Actinopteri; Salmoniformes; Salmonidae. Gene Ontology annotation, molecular function: O-fucosylpeptide 3-beta-N-acetylglucosaminyltransferase activity. The transcript is spliced from 8 exons. Bases 507 to 1631 code for a protein of 374 amino acids. Gene Ontology annotation, cellular component: membrane. Gene Ontology annotation, biological process: regulation of Notch signaling pathway.
CGCUGGCGCUGAAACCCGAGAGAGAAGUGACAGGUAGGAGGACCGUUGUGUAGCUACGAGACCAGACAGACUCACAUAAGACAAAAAUGUCAAACUCAUGAAAGAAAAUGGUUCAUAGAAAAGUCGACAGUUGGUGAGAGAGACCGUUAUAAAAGUUUUGAUGGGAAGUUGCCAGAAAAAUGCAUAUCAGUUUGAGAAUACACUUUACAACUUCGAUGUGGAUCAUUUCAUAUUUAUUAAGGUCACAAUGAGUGGCCAAACUUUUUUAAACUUAAAAUUGUCAUAACAAAAAUGAAUUUAUAGCCCAUAUAAAAUACGUGGGGCAAGUGUCAGAAUGAUUUGUCAACGGAAGGCGCUUGUCAUUGGAGGAUGAUCACUAAAUUAGAUCAGAAUACACUACAGAAGGAAGUUGUGGAUGUAUUCAACGGGUCGAGACAUAAUACCCCCUUGAUCACAGACACUUUCUAUCGCUCUUCAAAUGAAAUAGCCUACAAUCUCAGUUCAUCAUGCACAGAAGGAGGAUGCUUCAGGCACUCCCUGUUUUUAUAUUAAUGUUCUUCAUCGUUUUAAUCGUGGACUUUCAACUAAGGACGCGGAAUCUCCACAAACUCAAUUCUAUUCACAAUCCGUUCGGGGAAGACUUACUGCGCUCGAUUCAAGAGACGCCUCUCUCCGCGGCAAAGGAGUCACCAAAGCCGGUCAGGUUUCCUCGACAACCCGCCGCUGUCUCUACUAUGAACCAGACUGUUGGUGGCUUACAAGCGGAGAUACAGAGAAGGAGAGACACGUUGAGGGCUUUGGAACAGAGAAGGGUUGUCAUCACUCCAUCCCUGUUGAGGUUAACGGACAUCUUCCUCGCGGUGAAGAGCACCGGGAGGUUCCACGGCACGCGCCUCUCUCUCCUCCUCGAGACGUGGAUCUCCAAGACCAAGGAGCACACGUUCAUCUUUACAGACACGGAGGAUGAAGACAUCACCUCCAGAGGUUACAAUGUGAUCGUGACAGAUUGUCCGUCGGACCACAGUCACCAGGCUCUGUCCUGUAAGAUGUCUGCUGAAUAUGACCACUUCAUGGCCUCCGAUAAGAAGUGGCUGUGUCAUGUUGACGAUGAUAACUACGUGAAUCCUGGAGCUCUUCUCUCCCUGCUCUCAGCCUUCCCCCAAGACGGUGAUGUCUACGUGGGCAAGCCCAGCCUCGACCACCCCAUCAAGGCCCAUGAACUACUGGAGAGCAACAAGACAAAAGAAGUGCAGUUCUGGUUUGCCACGGGAGGAGCAGGCUUCUGUCUGAGUCGCAGACUAGCUGAGAAGAUGGCUCCAUGGGCUAGUGGUCCCAGGUUUGAGCAGACGUCAGCAGUGAUCCGUCUGCCAGAUGACUGUACAGUCGGCUUCAUCGUAGAGAGAAGACUGGGGAUAUCCAUGGUCCACAGUGCAAUGUUCCACUCUCACCUGGAGAACCUGCUACUGCUGACGCCCAGCAAUAUACCUCUACAGGUGACUCUUAGUUAUGGGCUGUUUGAGAACAAGAUGAACAGUGUGGAGCUGAAUAGACUCUUCUCCAAGGAGGAUGAUCCCUCCAGGUUUAAGACGGUCCACUGUCUACUCUAUCCACUGACCAGCUGGUGCCCUUGAAGACUCCAACUCCCAGCAGCACCGGUGCCUCCUGAGACUUUCCCAAAUGAUGUCAGCACUUCCUGUAUUCUCGGUGUGUCUCAAUAAUCAAUCUUUUCUCCUGAAGUGUACACUCGUUUACUACUUCCAACAAAUCUAAAAGUGACGGGUUGGUCGAGGUUUGGGCUAGUGGGAGUUUCACCCUUGCGUCUUACCCCGGUCAUUAACUUUGAAAUCAGUGUACAAACUUUGGGAGCAAGGAGAGAUAAUUGGGACACAGCCCUGGUUUUACAUGGAAAUGUAAAACAAGCACUAGUCUGGUGCAGAAUGCAGCCUACACUUCCUGUAGCCCUCCAGAGCCCUUACCAAGACUAGGAGCCCUCCAGAGCCCUUACCAAGACUAGGAGCCCUCCAGAGCCCUUACCAAGACUAGGAGCCCUCCAGAGCCCUUACCAAGACUAGGAGCCCUCCAGAGCCCUUACCAAGACUAGGAGCCCUCCAGAGCCCUUACCAAGACUAGGAGCCCUCCAGAGCCCUUAACAGGACUAGGAGCCCCACAGAGCCCUUACCAAGACUAGGAGCCCUCCAGGGCCCUUAACAGGACUAGGAGCCCCCCAGGGCCCUUAACAGGACUAGGAGCCCCCCAGGGCCCUUAACAGGACUAGGAGCCCCCCAGAGCCCUUACCAAGACAGCACUUGCAUCAUUUAUUUGCAGGUGUGUAUAUUUGUUGAACAGACACCAAAAUAAUUAUGAAUAUACCCAUUUUAAUAGAUUUGUAAAACUUCUUAUGAUGACCUCUGGUGAAACUCACUGCUGUAAAAUAUCUGCCGUUUUUUGAAUCUGUUCUGUUAUGAAAACUGUUUUGAAAUUGUUGGAAAGGCGUGUUUUUAUUUAAUUUUAAGACCUUGUUUAACUUUAAAAGUGUAUUCACGUCCCAGUCUGGGCUGUCUGUACAUAGUUCCUGGUUUCUGCAAAGCCUGAAAGAAUCAACAUGGUUUACACAGCCUUGAAGGAGAGGUGUGUGUUGAGCUGCUUUGUGUGUGCUGGAGAUACAAUGUGUGUGUUUGUGUGUGUGUGAGACAAGGAGAGUGUGUCAAACGGAGUGUGUGGGGGGGGGGGGGGCCUUAAGGGAGAAAUUAUAUUAAAAUCUAUAUAUUACUAGUAUUCUUUUUUUAAAUGAAGCCCAGCUCAUGAGACCCCUGGACAAUGUGAGGCCUGAGGCAAUUCCCUCUUCUGCCUAAUGGCCUGCAAUUGCAGAUGGCACACACCACAACCACUUCAGAUUCAGGCUAUGAGCAAUGAUUUAGACCAGGUGUGUGUGUGUGUGUGUGUGUGUGUGUGUGUGUGUGUGUGUGUGUGUGUGUGUGUGUGUGUGUGUGUGUGUGUGUGUGUGUGUGUGUGUGUGUGUGUGUGUGUGUGUGUUUGUGUCAUAUGAAGGAGAGUGAGUAGAUCUGAGCUACAGAUGACAGACAUGAUUUGCUGGGUCGUAGCGGUUCAGGACUCUCAGAGGACUGAGAGGGAUACAGGGAAUCGGUGAAGGGUUAAAUAAGAUUGGGGAUUGUGAUUGACAGUCUGUGUGUGUUCUCAGUGUGUGUACUCUCUGUGUGUCUAUCUCCAGUGGUGCAUGGACACCACUCUUCCCCCAUGUUCUCCCAGAGGUAUACACAGAAACAGUGAGGGGUGUACUCAACCGUCACCUCAAGGCCACACACUAUGUGUGUGUGUGUGUGUUUGUGUUUGUGUGUAUGUAUCUCUGUGUGUGUAUCUCUCUGUUUCUGUGUGUGUGUGUGUGUGUGUGUGUAUCUGUGUGUGUAUCUCUCUGUUUCUGUGUGUGUGUGUGUUUUUGUGUAUCUCUGUGUGUGUAUCUCUCUGUUUCUGUGUGUGUGUGUGUUUUUGUGUAUCUCUGUGUGUGUAUCUCUCUGUUUGUGUGUGUGUGUGUGUGUGUGUGUGUGUGUGUGUGUGUGUGUGUGUAUCUGUGUGUGUAUCUCUCUGUUUCUGUGUGUGUGUGUGUUUUUGUGUAUCUCUGUGUGUGUAUCUCUGUGUUUCUGUGUGUGUGUGUGUGUGUGUUAAUAUGUGUAUCUCUCUGUUUCUGUGUGUGUGUGUUAAAAUGUGUAUCUCUCUGUUUCUCUGUGUGUGUUAAAAUGUGUAUCUCUCUGUUUCUCUGUGUGUGUUAAAAUGUGUAUCUCUCUGUUUCUCUGUGUGUGUGUGUGUGUUUGUGUAUCUCUGUGUGUGUAUCUCUGUGUUUCUGUGUGUGUGUGUGUGUUAAUAUGUGUAUCUCUCUGUUUCUGUGUGUGUGUGUUAAAAUGUGUAUCUCUCUGUUUCUGUGUGUGUGUUUUUGUGUAUCUCUGUGUGUGUAUCUCUGUGUUUCUCUGUGUGUGUGUGUGUGUGUUAAUAUGUGUAUCUCUCUGUUUCUGUGUGUGUGUUUCACCAAGGAGAAGGGACUUACUCUCCACAAUAUGACUCAUAUCCUCCCUGGUCUCAGAGGUGGCGUGACGUCAUGACAGUCCCGUGUCGCUCAGUUAGUAGAGCAUGGUGCUUGCAACACCAGGGUUGUGGGUUUGAUUCCCACGGGGGACCAGCAGGAAAAUGUAUUCACUCACUAAGUAACUCUGGAUGAGCGCGUCUGCUAAAUGACCACAGUGUGAAAUGUUAGGAACUGAACCAAGCGUGUGUGAUGCACAGAGAUACUAUAAGAAGUGUGUACUGGUACUCUAUAAAAGGCAGCGAUUGGCCCACUGUAGGGAUAAAAUGGACCCAGGCUGUGAUAGUUGGAGUGCAGCACUCACUGUUGUGUUUGUGUUGCUCUCAGCGCUGCAGUUUCAUCUUCUGUCUCAUAAAACCGCUCUACAGGAUUCUGAAAGGUUGUCAGGGAGGGAAUAGAGUUGCCCUGGGUCUCAACGAAUGCCAAUGUUCCAUUUGAGACCUCUCUAGACCUUUCUACAUCCCCCGGCUGAGCGGAGUGUGUCUGGAGAGAACGACUGAACAAAGAUAUUCUCAUCUCUUAGUAUUUGUGUAUCCACUGACCCUAACUAACCAACAAUUCCAAGCCUAUACUGUUGUUUAAAGAAGAAUGGGGAACAAGACAGAAUGGGGCAUUUUUUGCACACUUUUGUUUAUAUCCCUGUUUGUGAGCAUUUGCCAAGAUAAUCCAUCCACCUGACAGAUGUGGCAUAUCAAGAAGCCGAUUCAACAGCAUGAUCAUUACACGGGUGCACCUUGUGCUGGGGACAAUAAAAAGCCACUUUAAAAUGUGCAGUUUUGUUACACAACACAAUGCCACAGAUGUCUCAAGUUGAGGGAGCGUGUAAUUGGCAUGCUGACUACAGGAAUGUCCACCAGAGCUGUUGCCAGAUAAUUAUAUGUGAAUUCUUUAUUUACAAUAAGCCGCCUCCAAAAUCAUUUUAGAGAAUUAGGCAGUACUUUCAUCAGUACUUUCAUCAGGCAGUACUUUCAUCAGUACUUUAAUUUCAUGUAACCUCGCCAGCCCAGGACCUCCACAUCUGGCUUCUUCACCAGCGGGGUCGUCUGAGACCAGCCACCCGGACAGCUGAUCAAACUGUGGGUUUGUCUGAGACCAGCCACCCGGACAGCUGAUCAAACUGUGGGUUUGUCUGAGACCAGCCUCCCGGACAGCUGAUCAAACUGUGGGUUUGUCUGAGACCAGCCACCCGGACAGCUGAUCAAACUGUGGGUUUGUCUGAGACCAGCCACCCGGACAGCUGAUCAAACUGUGGGUUUGUCUGAGACCAGCCACCCGGACAGCUGAUCAAACGGUGGGUUUGAUGACAGCUGAUCAAACUGUGGGUUUGAUGACAGCUGAUGAAACUGUGGGUUUGAUGACAGCUGAUCAAACUGUGGGUUUGAUGACAGCUGAUCAAACUGUGGGUUUGCACAAAACCGAAGAAUUUCUGCACAAACGGUCAGAAACCGUCUCAGGGACGCUCAUCCGUAUGCUCGUCAUCCUCACCAGGCUCUUGACCUGACUGCAGUUCAGCAUCGUAACCGAGUUCAAUGGACAAAUGCUCACCUUCGAUGGCCACUGGCACGCUGGAGAAGUGUGCUCUCCAUGGAUGAAUCCUGGUUUCAAUUGUACCAGGCAGAUGGCAGACAGCGUGUAUUGUGUAUUGUGGGUAAGUGGUUUUCUGAUGUCAGCAUUGUGAACAGAGUGCCCCAUGGUGGUGGUGGGGUUAUAGUAUGGGCAGGCCCAAUUUUUCAGUUUUUGAUUUGUUAAAAAAAGUUUGAAAUAUCCAAUAAAUGUCGUUCCACUUCAUGAUUGUGUCCCACUUGUUAUUGAUUCUUCACAAAAAGUACAGUUUUAUAUCUUUAUGUUUGAAGCCUGAAAUGUGGCAAAAGGUCGCAAAGUUCAAGGGGGCUGAAUACUUUCGCAAGGCACUGUAUCUGUGACCAAAGGGUGCAUAUCUGUGUUCCCAGUCAUGUGAAAUCCAUAAAUCAGGACCUAAUGAAUUUAUUUCAAUUGACAGAUUUCCUUUUCCUUAUAUGAACUAUAACAUUAAAAUCUUUGAAAUUGUU